Molecule: messenger RNA, 4017 nt
Organism: Peniophora sp. CBMAI 1063
Lineage: Eukaryota; Fungi; Basidiomycota; Agaricomycetes; Russulales; Peniophoraceae
Source: the annotation of a GenBank genome assembly
AUGCUCGACUCCGGCGCGAGCUCGCCAUUUAUUAAUUCACGCUUUGCGCUCGAGCAGAAGCUCACGCUCACUCGCAAGAAGAGCCCUCUUCGUUUGCGUACCAUCGACAAUUCACCCAUCAAGUCGGGUCUGGUCACGCACGAGGUCUCGCUUCAGAUGUCUAUUGGCGAGCACUCGGAGCGUAUCACCUGCGAUGUCGCCGACAUUGGCGACGACAACAUCAUCCUCGGUAUCUCGUGGUUGCGGCAGCACAAUCCGCAUAUUGACUGGGCACGCUCUUCUAUCACAUUCACGUCGCCUUACUGUGCUGCCCACUGCCUACCACGGGCACCAAAACCUGCGGCACCGUCGUGCCCGACGACCUCGCAUAAACCGUCCUCGGGGUAUCGUUCUUCCUUUGGCAAGAAGACGAAUACCCGGACCCCGGCGGCGGCGCGCGCGCCUCCCCCGGAGCGGGGCAGUCGUUCUAGGUCGUUGAAGACAUUUCGGAGAGUGAGGGAGAAGGAGGCGAGGUUGGAGGCGUAUCGGGAGGCGUCGAAGGUGUUAGAGAAGGUUAUCCGUCGGGCAGCGGCGGCACGGGCAGUGGGAGUGGUACCCGAGGGGCAGCGCACAAGCGCUUCAGGGGGGUCUAUUGAUCCCCCUCGAGGCGAGUACCCACGUCCAUGUAAUGCGGUGGAACGAACUGAUUCCGACGUUACCAUGCAUGUCUGCCCAGAACCCUUGGACUUGCGUGCCGGGGCGGCUGUCUUUGACCGUCGUCGUGCCGCGGCGGCCCGCUCGUUCUCGCAGGAGCUCGCUGAGGCAGAGUCGAAAUCUCGCAAGGCUGCUGAACCGGUCAAGUCGCUCGAGGAGAUGGUCCCAUCGGCUUAUCACGACUACCUCGACGUCUUCGACAAGGCUCGUUCGGAGCGCCUCCCUCCACACCGUGAAGGGCAUGACAUUGCUAUCGAGUUGGAGGAGGGUGCUUCCAUCCCGUCCGGGCGCCUGUAUCAGAUGUCGGUGGAGGAGCUGUCGGCCUUGAAGGAGUUCAUCGACGACAGCCUGCGCAAGGGGUACAUCCGCUCCUCAAGCGCGCCGUGCGGUGCACCAGUCUUCUUCGUCAAGAAGAAGGACGGCUCCCUUCGGUUGGUGGUCGACUACCGUGCAUUGAACAAGGUCACUAUCAAGGACUCAUACCCGAUCCCGCUCACGCAGGAGCUGUUGGACCGCCUAAAAUCAGCGAAGGUGUUUACGACACUGGAUAUGCGAUGGGGGUACUACAAUGUUCGCGUGCGCGAGGGUGACGAGUGGAAAACUUCGUUUCGCACUCGUUAUGGGCAGUUCGAGUUCCUCGUGAUGCAGUUCGGGCUCUGCAACGCCCCCGCAGUCUUCCAACGACUUGUCAAUUCGAUCUUCCAUGACCUCGUCGAUGUUACAGUGGUGUUGUACCUCGAUGACAUCAUCAUCUUUUCGGAGGAUCCAUCCAAACACGAGGAGCACGUGCGGGAAGUUCUGCGGCGGUUGCGAGAGGCGGACUUGUACCUCAAGCCCGAGAAGUGUCGGUUCAAUGCUACGGAGGUGGAGUACUUGGGAUUGCUGAUCUCUCCAGGGAAUGUCAGUAUGGACCCGGUCAAGGUGCAGGGUAUAACCGACUGGCCGACACCGAAGAACCUUUCACACGUCAACCAGUUCUUGGGGUUCUGUAAUUUUUACCGCCGGUUCAUCGAGGGCUAUUCGGCACUAACUCGACCACUCGACGCGCUGCGGAAGAAGGAUGUCGCUUGGCGCUGGGGCAUCGAGGAAGAGCGGGCAUUCCGCGAGAUCAAGCAUCGUUUCGUGUCUGCCCCACUCCUCAUGAUGCCGGACACCCAUGCUCCUUUUGUGGUGGAGACGGAUGCCUCAGACUUUGCAGUGGGCGCUGUCCUCUCCCAGUACGAUGCUCAGGGUGACCUUCGCCCCGUCGCGUUCUUCUCAAAGGCCAUGGCCCCUGCGGAGCGCAAUUACGACAUAUACGACAAGGAACUUCUGGCUAUUGUUCGUGCACUCGAGGAGUGGCGGCCGUACUUGGAGGGCUCGCCGCAUCGUGUCACCAUCUACUCCGACCACAAGAACCUGGAGUACUUUAUGACGGCUCGCGAUUUGACUCGGCGACAAGCUCGCUGGAGCCUGUACCUCAACCGCUUUUGGUUCCUAAUCGAGCACCGACCGGGUCGCCUAAACAUGGGUGCGGAUGGUAUGUCGCGACGGGCAGACCAUGCCGAGCACGGUCGCGACAACACCGCGCAGACCCUCCUUGGCCCGGAUCGUGUCGGCAAACGCGCGCAGUCGCACGGGGGGGUAGUUCACGACCCCCCUCGAGGCGAGUUUUAUCCUGUUUCGCUUUACGAGAACUUCGCUGAACCCCGGCGUGCAUGUGUACUCUUGCCCGAAGGUCGCCUUGGUGUUGUUGAAGCCGAAAUUUCGGCCCGGGUGGCAGCUCUUACUGCAGAGGCGGCGGCGACCGACAUGGAGGACGAGGACCAGCUCAUCCCCGGCGAUGACCUGAUCCUCGAGGCCAUUCGCGAGGCCACCCCGCGCGACCCGACCCUCGAGCUUAUUUUCGCCAAGGAGAAGCCGGGUGCAGCACCCCUGCUGAAGAAGCGACUGGCCGACUACGUGCUCGAGGACGGGGUAGUCCGCACGCGCGGCCUCAUCGUGGUUCCAGACGAAGAGGAAAUCCGUCACGAUAUCCUCCGUCUUUGUCACGAUUCGGCGCCGGCCGGUCACCCGGGCGAGAAAAAGACGCUCGCGCUCGUCGCGCGCACAUAUUAUUGGCCCGGGAUGUCGACGUACGUCGAGCGAUACGUCUCGGGCUGCCCGACUUGCCAGCAGAGCAAGCCUCGCGCGCGCAAGCCGACGGGCCCGCUGCAACCUCUCGAAAUCCCCACGGGCCCCUGGCAGCACAUCUCGGCCGACUUUAUCGUCAAACUGCCGGUCUCGAACGGGACGGACUCCAUCCUUGUCGUCGUGGACAAGCUCUUGAAGCGGGCGCGUUUUUUCCCGGUGAAUGAGACCAUCACCGCGCCCGAGGUGGCCGACAUCUUUUUCGAGCGUAUUUGGUGCGAACGCGGAACCCCGUACAAGCUGGUAUCCGACCGCGGCACGCAGUUCGUGUCGCGCUUCAUGCAGCGCUUGCUCCAGAGGCUUGGUAUCAAGUCCGCGCGUUCGACGUCGUACCACCCACAAUCUGACGGUCAGACGGAACACGUAAAUCAGGAUCUCGAGACGUACCUGCGUAUGUUCGUCAACUACUACCAGGACGACUGGGCGUCGUGGCUUCCUCUCGCCGAAUUCGCUUACAACAGCCGUGUACACUCGUCCACGGGUGUUUCGCCGUUCUACGCGGAGCUCGGGUUCAACCCGCAGUUCUCGACGAAUCUCGUACAGGCGCAUGCGGUGCCGGCUGCCGACGAGCGUAUCGACCUGAUACAUCACGUUCAGGAGGAGUUGCAGGCUACCCUCGAGCUCGCCGCCGAAACCAUGAAGCGCUACCACGAUCGUUGGGUGGACCAGGCUCCGGCAUAUACGGUGGGGGAUAGGGUGUGGCUGGAACACCCGCACAUCCACUCCUCGACGCGCCCUUCGCCGAAGCUAGACGUCAAGCGCUACGGGCCGUUCGUUAUUGAGGAGAAGCUCUCCGACCUUGUUUUCCGGCUAGCACUGCCAAAAUCGUGGCGUGUUCACCCCGUCUUUCACGUUUCGCACCUCGUCCCGUUCCGUGAGGACUCAAUCCUCGGUCGGGUACCCAAAGCACCGACACCAAUUGAAGUGGAUGGACACGAGGAGUACGAGUUGCAGCAGAUCAUCUGGGAUCGAGUGGACCAGAGUGGGAAGAGGCAGUAUCGGGUGCGGUAUAGGGGUUUCGACUCAUCGCAUGAUGAAUGGCUGGAGGAAUACGAGCUGGAGAAUGCUCAGGAGCUGCUGGAGGAGUAUCGGGAGAAGAAGGAGAAGGGAUUGGUGCGGAAACCGGGGAGGAGGAGGAAGAGGUUUAGUCGAUGA